Molecule: messenger RNA, 1695 nt
Organism: Penicillium nucicola
Lineage: Eukaryota; Fungi; Ascomycota; Eurotiomycetes; Eurotiales; Aspergillaceae
Exons: 1
Coding region: 1-1695 (564 amino acids)
Biological process (GO): carbohydrate transport; transmembrane transport
Cellular component (GO): membrane
Molecular function (GO): carbohydrate:proton symporter activity
Source: RefSeq, a predicted model, not a curated record
AUGGACUCAAAGGCGACUUCUCAUGUCGAGCAUAAGCUCGCAGUGCCAACCCAGGCUUUGGGUGCAAAUACCAUCGGAAUCGACGAUGACGCUCUGCUGCGCAUGUCCGAGCAGAUUCCGGACUUCGCCAACGUCGUCGAAAUGGCUCAUCGUGCCUCCAACUUUGAGCACAAUCUGACCAACCGCGAUGCUUUCAAGAUCUUCCCCAAGGCGAUCGGAUUCUCGCUCAUUUUGUCCCUUGCCAUCAUCAUGGAAGGCUACGACACGUCCCUCCUCGGCUCGUUCUACGCCUACCCGACCUUCCGAGAAAAGUUCGGCGUCCACACCGAAGCAAACGGUUAUCAAGUCACCUCGAAUUGGCAGACGGGUCUCCAGAAUGGAACCAACGUCGGCCAGAUUCUGGGUUUAGUCUUUGCCGGUCUCAUCGCCGAUCGCUUCGGCUACAAGAAGACCAUGCUGGGCGCCUUGGUUGCCCUGACCGGCUUUAUCUUCCUCAUGUUCUUUGCCCAGAACAUCAUCAUGUUGCUGAUCGGUGAAGUCCUCUGCGGCAUCCCAUGGGGAGCCUUCCAAACCUUGACAACCACCUACGCCGCCGAAGUCAGUCCCAUCGUCCUUCGACCAUACCUGACCACCUACGUCAACCUCUGCUGGGUGACAGGCCAGUUCAUCUCUGCUGGAAUCCUGCGCGGGCUGCUGGGCCGCACGGAUCAAUGGGGCUGGCGCAUUCCUUACGCCAUCCAGUGGGUGUGGCCUGUGCCUAUUAUCAUUGGCGUCAUUUUCGCUCCAGAGUCUCCGUGGUGGCUCGUCCGAAAUGGAAGAACCGAGGACGCGAAACGGUCUCUGAAUCGUCUGUCCAGACCCCAUAUCUCCGAUUACGAUGCCGACGAUGCCGUCGCGUUGAUGGUCCUCACCAACGCCAACGAGAAGCUCUCCCGGGAGGGUGUGUCAUACUGGGACUGCUUCAAGGGAGUUGAUCUCCGCCGCACGGAGAUCGUCUGCUGCGUGUGGAUGUGUCAAGUCUUCUGUGGUAUCUGGUACGGAGGCAACAUUGUCUACUUCCUGCAACAAAUCAACUUCAGCAAUGAACAAGCCUUCAAUUUUGGUCUUGGGUUGAACGCCGUCGGCUGGUGUGGCACUAUCUGCUCAUGGUUCGUGAUGCAGCGAGUUGGUCGCCGCAAGCUGUUCGUGUUCGGACUCGGUAUCCUGUUCUGUAUUUUGAUGCUGGUUGGAUUCCUCGGUAUCCCGAAUGGCAAGAAUGCAGGAAUCAGCUAUGCCUCGGCGGCCCUUUUGAUGGUUUUCGUCUUCACGUAUGAUCUGACUGUUGGGCCUGUUACCUACUGUCUUAUUUCCGAGAUCCCGUCUACUCGUCUUCGGAUCAAGAGUACCGUUCUUGCUCGCGACUGCUACAAUGUCGCCAGUAUCGUCGCCAACUUUUUGAACCCACCUAUUCUCAACCCCUUGGCUUGGAAUCUGAAAGGCAAGGGUGGCUUUAUCUGGGCUCCUCUUUGUCUCAUUUGCUUCGUUUGGUCUUUCUUCCGUCUCCCCGAGCCCAAGGGCCGCACUCCGGCUGAGUUGGACAUUCUGUUCGAGAAGAAGGUUUCUGCUCGGAAAUUCACCGACUUUGAGGUUACGCCGUUCCGAUCGGCUAACUUUGAGGUUGUUUCGGAUGCUAAGGUUCUUUCUGAGAAGUAUUAG